UAACCAAUUACUCCCACUACUUACUCGAGUUAUUGAAAGAUAUUCAAUUGUAAAUCAUAUAUACCAUUUAUUAACCGUUACAUUACAUGUUGCUAAAUGCUAGAGGCUAGUCCUCGUUUUGCUACUAGCUCCAAUGGCCUAUCGGACUCGUGGGUUCAACUUACGAACUGUCAUCUCACCUAUGCAUUUAUGAUCGCUAACCGCCAAGUCUCUUCUCCCUUUCCCCUCUCCAGCUCCCUCAACUGCCGGCUCUCAUCCUCGCCGAUCGCCAUGCCAGCCCCUUUACCUUCUCUCCGAAGAUCUUCACACUCACUCCGUCAAAUCUCCGGUCUUCAUUAUCGCCAACUCUCCAGCUCUCCUGCGCCGUCCUCCUCCGUGUCUACACUGAGUUUGGCCGACACCGCUGGUUCCGGCGCUUCCUCUAACUCUCCGCUUAACGAGAAUCCAGGGAAUAGAUCCCUGCUCAAGUGGAUUUCCGCCGCCGCAUCCGCCGUAAGUUUCAGCGGAUUAUACUACUGGUCACCGCCUCUUGAUCCCGAUCACACCGAUUUUCAUCUCUUAAAGACGCAGCUGUCGUCCCUCUUUGACCGGUCAACUGCUGUAGCGUGCGGCGAUGAAACUCUAGCUACUUCCGUCGGCGACUAUCGUCCAAAAUCCUCCUUGUUUCAUAAACUUUCUUUACCGGAGUAUAAAUCGAAAUUCCUCGUCGGAGAUUCGUACAGGAGAAAGGUUUUCUUCAAGUACGAGAAACGAAUAAGGCUGCGGAGUCCACCGGAGAAGGUGUUCGAGUAUUUCGCGUCGCACAAAGCUCCGAAUGGAGAACUGUUCAUGACGGCGGAUGAUUUGAUGCGAGCAGUUGUUCCCGUUUUCCCUCCAUCCGAAUCCAACCUAAUUAGAGAAGGCUAUUUGACAGGGGAAAGGAGCCCCGGGGAAUUGCGCUGUGCUCCUUCUGAGUUCUUCAUGCUUUUUGAUGUGAACAAUGAUGGCCUUAUCUCUUUCAAAGAGGAGAUCGACGAGGAAGAGUUUAAGAAAGUGAUGGCAUUGAUGCGAGCUCAUAACAGGCAAGUUGCAGUACAUAAGGAUGGACUAAGGACAGGGUUUAAGGUUAGUGGUUGUGUGGAGAAUGGAGGUUUGGUGGACUACUUCUUUGGCAGUGAUGGAACUAAACGGCUCCAAUGUGAUAACUUCAUGCAAUUCAUGACGAAUUUACAGGAUGAGAUAUUGAGACUGGAGUUUGCUCACUAUGACUACAAAUCACGAGGGACCUUAUUGGCCAAGGAUUUUGCAUUUUCCAUGGUGGCUUCUGCUGACUUGGGCCAUUUAGACAAGUUACUUGGUCGGGUGGAGAAUUUAGACAAUGACGUGAACCUUCGGGAGAUGCAAAUAACUUUCGAGGAAUUCAAAAACUUUGCGGAGUUGCGUAAGCAGCUAAGGCCAUUCUCUUUGGCUCUUUUCAGUUACGGGAAAGUAAAUGGCCUUCUAACCAAGGAGGAUUUCCAACGAGCUGCGUCUCAGGUUUGGAACAUUCCACUAUCUGAUAAUGUGGUCGAUAUCAUAUUCCAUGUGUUUGACAUUGACCGUGAUGGACAUCUAUGCUCAAAGGAGUUUGUAAGAGUACUGCACAGACGCGAAAGGGACAUUGCUCACCCCAUGGAAACGGGAAUGAUGGGACUUCUAUCGUGCUUAUUCGAAUGGUCCCCUAACUCUUUUGAACGUCUGGUUUCUUAACUUUGAUUUUAUGAUAAUUCUUGAAGCCUUGGGGGGAACGUCUUACUCUUACAGGUGAGGUUAGGCUUUUUUCUUUUCCUUUUCGAACUUUGCGGUUGUCUACUAGAGUGAAUUUUAUGGUAGUAGAAUGUAUAAGAGCAGGAUCCAAACAAGUUCCUCAUGUGGAUCGAGUAGGAGUUGCUGGCCAUGGGCUGCGUGACUCAGCUGUUGAUCCUCACAUAUUGUCUAACUAAAGCUGUUGUUGUACUCGCCAAUAUAUUUGUGUAAUAAACUGUAAUUGUAGUAUUGUACACUUGAAUUGUGCACUUUGUACAUCAACUAGUUUCACGUUACGUGCACCCGUUACCUUUACCUUCCUCGC
Linum tenue is the source of this 2089-nucleotide messenger RNA. The record is from the annotation of a GenBank genome assembly. NCBI's taxonomy places the organism in Eukaryota, Viridiplantae, Streptophyta, Magnoliopsida, Malpighiales, Linaceae.